Molecule: messenger RNA, 1776 nt
Organism: Thyridium curvatum
Lineage: Eukaryota; Fungi; Ascomycota; Sordariomycetes; Thyridiales; Thyridiaceae
Exons: 3
Coding region: 1-1776 (591 amino acids)
Source: RefSeq, a predicted model, not a curated record
AUGGUUCAGGAGACAUUGGGCCUGUGUGGCGUCGGCUCCAUCACCUUUGCGGUCAUGCACCAUGGGAGGUCGAUUUUCACGGACCACGUCGGGUAUCGCGAUGUCUGCACUAAAGAGGAACCCGAUGCGAGGACUCUUCACACUCUCUGCUCGAUUGCCAAGUCGUUCGUUGUGGUAGCAUUCGCCAUCCUAGUCGACCGCGGGGAGUGCAAAUUCACUGAUCCCGUUGGAUCCUACCUGCCCGAGUUCAAGGCCAAGGGCGACAUCCUAGUUUCUUCAGAGGCGAACUUCUUCGAUUUUUUCCGUCAUUCAGGGGGACUGGACAACCCUGUUGUUACCUUGCUGGGGCCAGGUGGUAAAGUUCUCGUCCCUGAAGAAGACUUUAUCAACUUGCUCAACGAUACACCCACCGGUAACCAUAUUGCUGGUACAUACUACAAUAGACAUUGGGUGUAUAGCAAUGUGGCAUAUGGUCUGGUGGCCAUGGUGAUCGAGCGCAUCAGCGGGAAACGAUACUCGGACUUCGUCUGGGAGGAGAUCCUGGAACCCCUGAACAUGCUUGAUACGGCAGUUUCGAGAAGUCACCUGACAGAACGCAAGGGCAACAUUGCUCAGCCCUUUGUGCGGUUGAGUGAUGGGACAUGGUGCAAACAGCCAGAGCACGAGUGGACUGACGAACGCAACACUCCCGUGCUUGCUAUUAUCGGCAUCAGGAGUUCCGUCAACGACUUGAUGAUCUGGUCUGCAGCUUUCAUGGAUGCCUUGAACGGUGGUUCAGAGCCGAUGGCGGUGCUUUCCUCCAUUCGGAGAAACCCGCUCUCUUCCAAGAGAGUCCUAAAUAUCCUCAACGGCCCCAAUUGGAGUCGGCCGAACCCUGAUGACCCGGGGAACCGAUGCAGCUACCAUUUAUCAUGGCUCAGGUGCUUCAUGCCAUCUUCAAUGCUCCACAGUCUAUCUUGGAACUACACCCUUGCCGACAACGACGUGGAAGAUAAAGAUCACAUCAACAAGAAUGUCCUGGGGAGAAACUCACCACCCAUGCUUCUGCACAAGAUGACUGGGAUCGGAUACUGCGGGACAGGUUCUGUCAACAUCUUCCCAGAAACGUCAAGCGCCGUUGUCGUCCUCAGCAGUGGGCUGAACAAAGGAGACCCAAGCGAUUUCGUGGCAGCGAUGCUAAUCCAAGAGCUCUUUGACCUCAAACCACGAAUCGAUAUACUCUCUAUGGUCUCCUUGGAAGUCGAAGAUUGCCUCAGGAGAUGGGACAGGAUGGUGGCUGAGUGGACGGAACACCGGAACGACGCUGCACCCAAGUGCCCCCUGGAUGAUUAUGUAGGUGGGUACUACGGGAUGGGAAUAACGCUGACGAUACGCAAGAGUAAUCAGCCUGAAAAGCUCGAACUGCUCUUCAACGGCAGAGAGGACGUCGUGCAGGUGUUGGGCCACUAUAAUGAAGACAUGUACAGCUACCAGCCGCUAGAUAGGGAUGAUUGGCUUAGGGGCGCUUGGCUGGACUGGGAUUACUUUAUGCCGGCCAAAUACGAUCGUGCCAAGUACACUCUGCUCGAUCGAUACUUUGCCUCCACGUGCAGACACAAUGAGCCGCAAUCGAUGAUCGAGGGCAUUGUUAACAGUCGGGCGCAGGAAGAUGCCGCUGUGAGGGAGAGAUCCUCCACGGGAGGCGGCGGCACUUCUGGUUCCGGCGGUGGCGGAGGCGGCAAGCCAGACAACACAGGGGGGGGCGAGGACAAGACGCCGAAUGGGGUCUCGAAGUAA